AACAGGAGUCACAGGUCGGCCAUGAGGAAUCACACGCAAGUAACUGAGUUCAUCCUCCUAGGGCUCACAGACGACCCGGACUUGCAGGUGGUGAUUCUCCUGUACAUGUCUGUCACAUACGUUCUGAGCAUCACUGGAAACCUGACCAUAGUCACUCUUACCCUGCUGGACUCCCGCCUCCACAGCCCAAUGUACUUCUUCCUGCGCCGCUUCUCCAUCCUGGAGAUCUGCUUCACCUCCGCCUGCAUUCCCAGAUUCCUGGCUACCAUUGUCACCGGGGACAGGGCCAUUUCCUACAACUGUUGUGCAACUCAGCUAUUCUUCUAUUUUCUGCUGGAGGUGACCGAGUUCUUCCUCCUGGCUGCCAUGUCCUACGACCGGUACGUCGCCGUCUGCCAGCCUCUGCACUACACGACCGUCAUGAGCCAGAAAGUCUGCACCCUGCUUGUCCUCUGCUCCUGUCUGACCGGGUUCCUGGUCAUAUUUCCUCCAAUUAUCCUUGGCCUCCAACUGGACUUCUGUGGCUCCAUAGCCAUUGAUCACUUCUUCUGUGACGUCUCCCCUCUGCUCCUGCUCUCCUGUUCGGACACCGGGUUCCUUGAGCUGAUGGAUUUCAACUUGGCCUUGGGGACACUACUGGUCACCUUGGUGUUAGUGGCCAUGUCCUACACAGCUAUCGCCCGCACAAUCCUGGGACUGCCCUUUGCUCAGCAGAAGAGAAAAGCCUUUUCCACCUGCUCUUCCCACAUGGUCGUGGUCUCCAUCACAUAUGGCAGCUGCAUCUUUAUGUAUAUCAAACCGUCCGCAAAGGACAGGGUGGACCUGACUAAGGGGGUGGCCGUGCUCUACACUUCCGUGGUCCCCAUGCUGAACCCCUUCAUCUACACCCUACGGAACCAGCAGGUCAAGCAGGCCAUCAGGGACCUGGUGAACGAGUUCAAUUUUCCACCGAGGGGUGAUUCUUCAGCGGUGAAAUCCAACGGGAAAAUAUGCAGAAGACACAGAGGGUCAACCAGGGAGACUCGGUCCUAUCACAUGAUGCCUAAGGACGUCUUGCAUGACAUGCCCAACGUCUCCACGGUCUUCAUGAACAGUGUAGCUUGUGGGGAGAUGGAGGCCACCUCGUGGCUCAGUGACGUCUGCUUCAUUCUCAUCAUCGUCUCAUAUGCACGCAUCUUCAGGGCCGUAUUGAGGAUGCCGGCCGCCGUCGUCAUUCUCUUUGUUAUCACUUGUUUCUAUGCUUUCUUGAAGCCACCCUCAGAUUCCCCCUCAGUCCUGGACUUGCUGACGCCUGUGUCCUACUCCAUAACCACCAUAGAAGAAUGGAAAAUCAUACCAGUUUCAAGGACAAAGAAACAGGUGACCAGAGGGUUCUCUUGUCGCCUGGGCCCCGAGGACCCUGGCAAGGCCGCGCAGUGUGAUGGCGGCCGGGCGGGGAUAUUUGUUUAUAUAAAGCAGUCCUCAGACUCCUCCUUGAUCGUGGACCUGCUGGUGUCUGCUUUCCGCACAAUGCAGUUCUUCUGUGAUUUCUCCCCGCUGCUGAAGAUCUCCUGCUCUGAGAACCUCGUCGACAUGGAUGUGAGCAUCUUCG
Messenger RNA from Tachyglossus aculeatus (Australian echidna), 1591 nucleotides. Its product is annotated as olfactory receptor 6C74-like. Gene Ontology annotation, molecular function: G protein-coupled receptor activity; olfactory receptor activity. The transcript is spliced from 8 exons. Gene Ontology annotation, cellular component: membrane. The record is from RefSeq and is a predicted model, not a curated record. The annotation marks the transcript as partial. Gene Ontology annotation, biological process: G protein-coupled receptor signaling pathway. Lineage: Eukaryota; Metazoa; Chordata; Mammalia; Monotremata; Tachyglossidae.